This is a messenger RNA of Durio zibethinus, 3415 nucleotides long. RefSeq names its product cyclic dof factor 1-like. NCBI's taxonomy places the organism in Eukaryota, Viridiplantae, Streptophyta, Magnoliopsida, Malvales, Malvaceae. Gene Ontology annotation, biological process: regulation of DNA-templated transcription. The record is from RefSeq and is a predicted model, not a curated record. Gene Ontology annotation, molecular function: DNA-binding transcription factor activity; DNA binding.
UAGAUUUAAUAACCCUGCCAAGAAAUGGGAAAUCAAAAAAAGUUUCCCAAAUAGACGGCUUAUCUUCAAAAAAAUAAUAAUAAUAGUAAAGCAAAAAAAAAAAAAAGGUUUAAAAAAAUGUACUCUGAAGUCUGAUCCUUCACGUUCUUAAUGCUUUAUCUCAGAGACUUUUUUUUGUCAAUUUUUUGCUUUAUAGAUUGUUUUUCUUUGUGUUUUUAGAGGUUUUAUGGGAGUUUAGAGAAAAAGACUCAAACCACUAUAAAAAGUUGCUUCUUUUCUUCUCAAGAGGGUCUCUCUUUCUCAUCCUAUAAACACCCUUUUUUUGGGUUUAAGAGUUAUGGUUCUUGCUCUUCAUGGUUGCAAAAGCACCAAAUUUUUUAUGUAAAAAUGAACGGCGGAGAUCCAGCUUUCAAGCUCUUUGGAAGGAAGAUUCCUGUACCUGAAUCUCAGAUUCAUGCUGGGGACAAAAGUAGUGAGGUAACAAACCCAGAAACUGAAACUUCUCACAUAAACACAUCUGGUGAGCCAGAUAAGUCCAUUACAGUAGAAAAUGAUAAGAAAGAACACCAAAUUUCUAUGAAACCGAAUGAGAUACAGAUCAACUCUAAGCCCAAAGAUGAACAGCUAGAGACAAAUAGUGCAGACCAAGAGAAAGUUUUUAAGAAGCCAGACAAGGUCCUUCCAUGUCCACGAUGCAACAGCUUAGACACAAAAUUCUGUUACUUCAAUAACUACAAUGUCAACCAACCUCGACACUUCUGUAAGAAUUGCCAGAGAUAUUGGACAGCUGGUGGAACAAUGAGAAAUGUUCCUAUUGGUGCUGGGCGGAGGAAGAAUAAGCACCUGGCCUCUCAGUACCGUCAGAUAGUAGUUUCUUCUGGUGGAGUGCCAACGACUCGGAUAGAAACCCCUGACUCAGCAAAUCAACAACUUCUAUCUCCUGGUGAAUCUAUGACUGCAUUUAGGCCUUCCAUGGGAAAUGGAACAGUUCUAAAGUUUGGUGCAGAAGUACCUCUUUGUGAAUCCAUGGAAACUGUGCUUAGCCUUGGAGACCAGAAGGGAUGUGUUGAGACUGGUACAGUCAGUUGUGGAGAAAUAAUAGAGGAACCCUCCUCCUGUGGAUCUUCCUCUACACCUUGCAGCAUUCGAGGGAAUGAAUUGCCUGGACAUGUCAUGCAAAAAGAGAGAAUAUGUUUGGUAGGACCUAAUGAGCAGAAUACGCAGCAUCCACCACAGUGCUAUCCUGUUCCACCCUGGAUUUUUCCUUGGAAUCCAGGUCCGAAUAAUGUAGCACCCAUAGAAGCUGGUCAGUGUUCUUCUGAACAUAUUGGUGCAACAAAUAGCAGUACUUCCAAUGCAGUUCAAUGGUGCCCUACACCAAUGGUGGCUGUUCCUGGAUUUUGCCCACCAAAUAUUCCUUUGCAGUUUGUGCCUGCUUAUUGGGGUUGUAUGCCUCUAUGGGCUGCUGGUGGGGGAAAUGUGUCAUUCAGUGGCUCCAGUGGUUGCCUAUCUCCAUCAUCCUCUAAUAGCAACAGUUGCUGCUCUGGCAAUGGCUCACCAACACUAGGCAAACAUUCCAGAGAAGCAAAUUUUAUCGAAGAGGAGCAAUCAGACAAGUGCUUUCUUGUUCCUAAGACACGAAGAAUUGAUGAUCCAAAUGAAGUUUCUAGGAGUCCUAUAUGGGCUACAUUAGGUAUUAAACCCAACCAGAAGGACCCUUUACGAGGAGGUAAAAUUUUCAAUGCCUUUGAAUCUAAAGCAGAAGGUAAAGACCAUCUACAGGAUGGCAGUCAAAUUUUGGAAGCAAACCCUGCAGCCGUUUCUCGUUCACACACAUUCCAAGAGAGCACAUAAGGGUCCCCUGUAAUAUUUGCCUGGAAAUCUAUUUCAUCGGUACUUGUUAUGCACCAGGGAGAUCUGUGUUGUUCUCUGAUCUGAACACUGAAGCUCUACCUCAUGGGAAGUAAAGCUGCUCCACUUAUUGAAAGGGUAGGCAAUGUAUCUUUUUCUUUGAGAGUUAUUUAAAUAGUAGAAGACAGUGAUUGAGUGGUAUUCAUCAUCUGCAGCCUAUUCUAAAAAUUUCAUUUCAUACGCUUGCAUAUCUCUUUCGAUGUAAUUCGACAAACAAGAAACAAAAAUAUGAGCGGAUUGUCCUUUGAUUCUUCUGAAAACAUCGUGUACAAUAUCUCCAGUUUUGAAGAUGGAGAAAAUUUUCCUAGCAGAUAGAAGAGUUUCAUUAUGCUUUGUUUCCUGAAAUUAUCAGCUGCAGCAAGAUCAGUUGUUUGGGGUUGCUGAAAUUGCACUGAAUAACAUACAAGUGAAAAUUUUGCCGCUUCUGUAGUUGGAAUAUUCAUAUUCCAUCUAUCAAACUCCUUUUGCUGCAUCAACUGCUGUUAGAUGGAAUAUGAAUAAUCUAAAGUUAGGUUUCUAUUUUUUGCCACAGGUUAAAUCAAUUCGAUACUUUCACUCCAGAAACUAUAUUUUUAACCUUUAACAGUUUACUAGACAUGACAAAAAUAUAAAAUAAGCUUUUGUACGUCUGGGCAGAAGAGCACAAUAUUUACAAAAGAGGUCAUAGUCUAAAGAUAAGAUAACAGCCUCAUUUGAAUUUUAAAUAUCUUAAGAUAUCAUCUCUUAAAAGUAUUUCACGGAACAACUGGACUACUAUUCAGCUAUCACAAUGAAUCAGAAAAAAGUCAUGGCCUAUUCAUAGUCAUAGCCAUAGCGAUAAAGUUGGAUUAUUCGGGUGUGUGAUUCUUUCUGCCGUCUUGAUUUCUUCUAUCUAUUCAUUUCUUUAAAAUCUUUUCUCUCCCACAAGAAAGGUCAACCAAUUUACUUGUUUUUUCUUUCAUUUUCAAAAAGAAAAGUCAAGUAACAUCAGGCUUUUUUCUUUUGAAUUUAUUUCUAAUGCAUUUAAGCAAAAUCAAAUGCAGUUCAUCACGGAAGUCUGUAUUUCUUCAUAUAGGUAGACCAUUAUAUCUACCUUCUUUCAACUUUUUUACAGUCUUUUCUUCCCAAUUUGCAGUCUUUUCUUCCGUUGAUAAAAGCAGUAGCCAUAGCAGCUUUUAUUCUACCACAGAAAAAGGGUUCAAACUUGAAGUUUUGUAUACGUUACCUUUUUUUCAGCAAAAGUUUUUCUUUUUGCCCAAAAAAAGGAAGACGAUUCAGCACGCACGCCAUGGGUAUAAAUCAUUUCCUUCCUUUAUGACUCAUUUCCUGGAAAAGAAAAUGGCUAUAAACCAAGUCAUUCUUAUCAUCAUUUUAAAAUGGCUAUAAAUCGUUAAGUCAUUCUUAUCAUUAUUUUAAGGAACAAAAGAAUGGUUAAUAUUCUUGCUUUUUAUUAGCCUUUAGAAAAUGUUAAUUCAAAUUCAAAAUCAAGGCCAGGCACAAUAAUUGUUAGUUUGUCACUACUUUU